This is a messenger RNA of Talpa occidentalis (Iberian mole), 2051 nucleotides long. RefSeq names its product interferon stimulated exonuclease gene 20 like 2 (gene ISG20L2). Gene Ontology annotation, biological process: intrinsic apoptotic signaling pathway in response to DNA damage by p53 class mediator. The transcript has 4 exons. The record is from RefSeq and is a predicted model, not a curated record. Gene Ontology annotation, cellular component: nucleus. Lineage: Eukaryota; Metazoa; Chordata; Mammalia; Eulipotyphla; Talpidae. The coding region runs from base 248 to 1282 and encodes 344 amino acids. Gene Ontology annotation, molecular function: nucleic acid binding; 3'-5'-RNA exonuclease activity.
GUGGAGACCGGACUCCGUGGCCGGCGCCGCCGAAGCGUGCUCGCCGAGGCAGCCUGCCCCGACCUCGAUUACCCGCAGGCCUCGAUUUUCCCCUUGCUGGUCUGUAAGCUCAAUUAUGAGCUCUCUUCCCCAGGGUAUACUACAAGCCUCCUGUGGAAUUCCUGUGGAAUUCAUCAAAGGAUGAGUCCUCAAUCCUUCCAUUGGUAAGCCAAUCGUCCCAACAGCUCUCCCACCAUCCACUGUCCUCAUGUCUACCUUACUUCUCAAUCUGGAUUUUGGCAAACCUCCCCCGAAGAAGACAUUAGAGGGGAAUGCCAAGCACCAAAAUUUUGUCAAAAAGCGUCGGCUCUUGGAACGGAGAGGCAUUCUGAAUAAGAAGAACCAGCCCGCUAACAAGGUACCUAAGUUGCGCUCAGAAGCACCAAAGAAAGAGGAAACUCCUAGGGUGGAUGGGGCUUGGAGCACCCCUCCCCUUCAAAAAAAGAAGACGACAGCUACUGCUAGCAGUGGGUCAGAGCAGUCCUUGGACAAGAAAGCUGUGGUGCCUUGGCUGACCCCUGCCCCUUCACAGAAGGCCAGCUCUGUUGUGGCUAAAGUAGAUCUGCUGGGUGAGUUUCAGAGUGCCCUUCCAAAGAUAAAGCAGCACCCAACUCGCUCCAAGAAAAAGGGCCACCAGAAGAAUGCUCCACAGAACUCUACUCAAGCUCCAUCAGAGAAUAAAUGCUCUGGAGCGUCCCAGAAGAUACUGGGUAAGAUGGUGGCAAUUGACUGUGAGAUGGUAGGCACAGGACCCAAGGGGCAUAUCAGUUCCUUGGCUAGAUGUAGCAUCGUUAACUACAAUGGAGAUGUACUUUAUGAUGAGUACAUUCGCCCCCCCUGCCACAUUGUGGACUACCGUACCAGAUGGAGUGGUAUUCGGAAGCAGCACAUGGUUAAUGCUACACCCUUCAAGACUGCUCGGAGCCAGAUCUUGAAGAUACUCACAGGGAAGAUUGUGGUGGGGCAUGCCAUCCACAACGACUUCAAAGCCCUUCAGUACUUUCACCCCAAGUCCCUCACCCGUGACACCUCUCAUAUCCCCCUCCUCAACCGUAAGGCCGACUGCCCAGAGAAUGCCACCAUGUCCCUGAAGCGUCUCACCCAGAAGCUGCUGAAUCGGGACAUCCAGGUUGGGAAAAGUGGACAUUCCUCUGUGGAAGAUGCUCAGGCCACCAUGGAGCUGUACAAGUUGGUUGAAGUGGAGUGGGAACAGCACCUGGCCCAGAAUCCUCCAGAAAACUAGUGGCAUUGGGGGCACUGGUGAUAUGGGGAGGCGGAGGCAGCGCCCAGAAGAAACAGGACAGCGGGCCAAAGGACAGCUCAAGCAGCUGCGUACUUCGGAAGCCAAAGUUGUUGAGGAGAGAGAGGUUCCACCCCAGACUUAAUAACUAUUGAAAUUUCACCUCUGGUGAUGUGCUCUGUGUCUGGUUAAGUGUCCCGUAGGAGGAGGAAGCCUUGGAGACAGACCCCAGCCCCAUGCUAUUUACCUCUUACUGGUGCUAACCGAGGUCCCAGGGUAUUUUGCUCCAGUCCAGCUUUUUACUUUCAGGGGCCAAGGCAUGAUGGAAAUGUGGUUUCCCAAACUGCCUUAUCAGUAGGGUGACCAUAUCCAAUUUUACACCUUUUGUUCUCAAAUAAUUAACAGCAUCCCCUUUCACUCUCAAAAGUAUGCAGGUUGGAUUGGUAGGGUCCCCUUGUGUAGAUGAGUCUGCAUCUAGGCCGUAAGGACGUUGCUGUUCCUCCUACCUUGACCCCAGAACUGUCCCUGGUGAGCUUUCCUUCUUGGGGUUGCAGUGCAGUGGAGGUAAGAGUGUGAACUUGAAAAUCAAAUUUAGGAAAGCAGUCUCUUUCCUAAAGCAAUAGAGAAUUAAUUUAGAUCACACUUUUAGGUUGAAAGAGAAUUUAAAGUGUUUUUAAUCUUUGCUAAACCAAGCCUCUAAAAACUCAAAUAAUUCCCUUGAUAACAUUUUUAUAUUGGAAAAACAAUUGUGUGGUGUUUUCUUUUUUAGCUU